This is a messenger RNA of Mastomys coucha (southern multimammate mouse), 2516 nucleotides long. It is a transcript of the gene Crnn, whose product is annotated as cornulin. Gene Ontology annotation, biological process: positive regulation of cell cycle G1/S phase transition; cellular response to cytokine stimulus; regulation of phosphatidylinositol 3-kinase/protein kinase B signal transduction. NCBI's taxonomy places the organism in Eukaryota, Metazoa, Chordata, Mammalia, Rodentia, Muridae. Gene Ontology annotation, molecular function: calcium ion binding; transition metal ion binding. Gene Ontology annotation, cellular component: cytoplasm. The transcript has 5 exons. The record is from RefSeq and is a predicted model, not a curated record. Bases 600 to 2252 code for a protein of 550 amino acids.
ACAUGAGUAUGAUGAAGUACAAGAGGAACGAUGCCCAGCUGCUUAUAAUUAUUUGGAUGUGCGUCUACCCACAUGACAGCACAGAUAAGGCCUUUGAGUUUAGAAAUCACUGAGAGAUCUAAUUGGUUGCUUUGUGAGCAGUAAAGGCUCAGUUUUCAUUUCUUCAUCAGGUUAGACUUGCCAUUUGGAAAAAAGGACAGAUACCUCCAAAAAAUCUGGACUAAGGCUUUUUUUUAACAACUUCAAUACAAUUUAUGGAAUAAUAGAAUAUCUAGGUAGGAUGCUGACAACCCUAGAGGCCGAAGCAUUCUCCAAGAGGUCACUGGGUAGUUCUAAAGCAAAUCAAGUCAGACGAUCAUUGGUUUAGAUCAAAUACUUCUGUUUUAGACAAGAAAACUGAGACUGGGAGAUGGAAAGAGGCUACUACUGACUCACACAAGGUUCCUGCCAAGGACUGUGUCUAGGAAACCUGCGCAGCCAGACCUGAGCUGUUCCUGCUACAGAGUAAGCCUUAGAGAAAUACUUGUCAUGCUCGGUGCUUGCUGGCCUUUCCUGAUGAAUUCAGUCUGCCCAGCUUAGGGUGGGACAGUCUUGGAGCCAUGCAUACAAGAAGACAGCCUGUUACCACUUUGGACCCUGCCACCAGGCAGAAGAACUGCAUAGCUUCAAAGAUGCCUCAGUUGCUGCAAAACAUCCACGGGAUCAUCGAAGCCUUCGGGUGCUAUGCCAGGUCAGAGGGUGGCUGCAAAGUCCUCACACGGCAGGAGCUGAAGAGGCUCCUGGAACAUGAGUUUGCUGAUGUCAUAGUGAAGCCCCAUGAUCCUGCAACUGUGGAUGAAGUCCUGCGCCUGUUGGAUGAAGAUAACACAGGAACUGUAGAGUUCAAGGAAUUCCUGGUCUUGAUGUUUAAAGUUGCUCGGGCCUGCUUUAAGACACUGAAUGAAAGUCCUAAGGGUGCCUGUGUAUCUGACAAGUCUGAAAGCUGCUAUCCUGGAUCUUCAAAAGAGCUGGAACAAGGACAGAGAGGUGGCACUGAAGUGGCAAAAGAUGGAACAACACAGCACUGUGAAGACAGCAGCUGUGGACAGAGAGAUCAGGCUUCUAGAGGACAGGAUAGGGUAGGGACACAUACCCAGAAUCAGGAUAGCUACCCUACACAGAUCAGCAGUCAUGACAGGCAGGAUGAGUCUCAGACAUGGGAGAUGAUAAGCCAGCAAACACAAGUGACAGGACAGGUGGAGCAGACCCCAAAAACAGAAGACAAGAGUUGGACCAGACAGAAGAGAUCAGAGAGGCAACCACAGAUUAGCCAACAGACAGAUGAGAUCACAACUGGAUCUACAACUCAGACCCAAGCAGGCACUUUCUAUGCACAUGGGUCUACCUGUGACCAGAACAGAGAGACUAACAGCCAUAACCAAGACAGAAGCCAGGAAGACCAAGCUUCUACACAACAAUACCAGACACAGGCAGAGUCUCAUACUCAGAUACACACAGAGAUGGUAGAAGAAGGCUGGGGUCAGCAGACAGGAAGUGGCAACAUCCAGACCCAGGGAUAUAUCUACAACCAGAGCAGAGAGACUGUGAUUCAUGGCCAAGACAGAAAUCAGGCAAGCCAGAGUGCUAAAGAACACCACCAGGCACAGGCAGAGUCAUAUACUCAGAUACACACUCAAACAAUGGAACAAGGCAGGAGCCAGCAAGAAGAAUAUAGCAACAUCCCAACUCAUGAGUCCAUAUAUGACCAAAACAGAAGGACUGAGAUCCAUGGGCAAGAAAGCAAUCAGGCAGAACAGGUGGGGACAGGACACUACCAGACACAUGCAAGAUCAUAUACCCAGACUUUGGAGGAUGAUAGGAGCCAGUCUGCACAUCAAGUAGUGGCUCAAGAAAAGGAACAGACGCAGACCCAGUCAUGCAAGGGGCAAAGCUGGACACCGGUAAGCAACUAUGAGACAGGAGAGCCAGUGCUAGGAGGACAGGUCCAGACUGAGACAGACACUGUUAAAGAGAGACAACAAUGGAAUAGCAAUCAGCCAAGCCUGACAGGAGGGCAGAGAGAGAGAGUACCCACAGUGGUUAAAGAGGAGUGGGUCAAUGACAACACAAGGGAAAUAGUGAUCCGAAGCCAGGAUCCAGGUAGCCUGCACUCUGGUGCCCCUUCAGCUCAGGGCCAGGAUACACCACAGAUGGAGAAGAAAGGAAUCACAGCCAAGGGAUUAUAUUCCUACUUGAAGACAGAGCAGCCAUGACUUUUCCUAACUCCCGUACCUCAUACCAAAAGACAGCUGGAGUGAGGUUGGCCUGCCCUUCCCUGCCCUGCUGCCCUGCCCUGCUACCCUGCCCUGCCUUACCAUGGUACUUCACUGGACAGCCAUGAUUAUUCUCAUUUGGUUCCUUUUUCAGUGAUCAUUUCUACAAGGUGAUUUCUUGUCUAAACUCACCUCUCUUACCUGAUGCUCCCAGAAACAGGAAGAUGUGGAGGAGGUCAUCUCAUUCCACUGAAUUUCCCCCAA